Molecule: messenger RNA, 1421 nt
Organism: Astyanax mexicanus (Mexican tetra)
Lineage: Eukaryota; Metazoa; Chordata; Actinopteri; Characiformes; Acestrorhamphidae
Product: probable G-protein coupled receptor 148
Exons: 1
Coding region: 30-1058 (342 amino acids)
Biological process (GO): G protein-coupled receptor signaling pathway
Cellular component (GO): membrane
Molecular function (GO): G protein-coupled receptor activity
Source: RefSeq, a predicted model, not a curated record
AAGUUUUUGUGUUCCUCCCAGUGGCUCAUAUGACCAAGAAAAAAGAACCCUUCAAAAAAAGAGCUCAUUACUCAUUAUCUCAGCGUACAAAGAUGAAUUGUUCCUCUCCUGUCUCGACCGCUGUGCAGUGGUACACGAUCAUGCAAUGUGCCAGAAUAAAUUUUUACCUCAUCCCUGCUGCUCUCCUCACCACCAGCACUUUACUGCUCGACUCCUUGCUUCUCUUCUGCAUCCUCCGGAACUCAUCCCUCCGUCAGGAAACACGAUACCUUCUCCUUGGCAACACCUUCUUGGCAGAUGCUCUGUUCCUCUUGAUCAACCUUGUCAAAGUGUCCUCCAACGCUCUAGAUAUAGAAAUCCCUUAUAUCUGCUGUCAGGCCAUAAUUUUCACUACAGUGACGACAUUCUGCUCCUCUGUCCAAACAGUCACUUUAAUGGUCAUUGAUACCUUUGCUGCAGUGCGCUGGCCAUUACAUUACAACAAGAUUCUGCCACGUUCUCGAAUUAUAAAGAUCAUUGGAUUUGUGUGGGCAUUCAAUGCACUGGUCUCAAUGGUUCUGUUGCUGGUUACGGAGCUUAGUAAUGACAGCAGACCUGAAAGUCUUAAGGUUUGUGUGGUUCUCAUUGCUCUAGCAUGCGUAAAACAGUUACAGUUUGUACUGCAAGUGUACUACAACGGCUGGGUGGUUGUCUGUUCUGUCCUGGUCGUCUACUGCUACAUUCGUCUCUACAACGUCACAAAAAGCUCAGGAAUAUGGAGUAGUCGCUACUCGCGGGCUCGACAGACUCUGUUAGUUCAUUCUUUGAUGCUGGUGAUGUACUUCGCACCCUGUCUGGUUUUUACUGUGCAGCUAGCAAAAUUCGACAGGCUGAACAAGGACGUUAACGUGUGGCUCAAUACAAUGAACCUGACUGUGCUGAUGCUGCUGCCACGUGCUUGCUCUCCAUACUUGUAUGGCCUUCGCAAUCGCAAGAUCUACGACACGGUGAAGCUAAUGCUGUGUAGAAAAUGUCUCAAGUCAAAUGACACUCACAGCGUUCAAGCCCAUGCAUCAUAAUGCCUUGCUCACGCUGGGCUCUCGGCGCUGGACCAGUCGUGUAGUGUGAACUGCUUAAAGACGCUCGCAAAACAAACAUCCAGCAGGUUUAAUAUCUAGACCAGUCGCCGACUGUGAGUCAGAAGCAGCAACUACGUGCAACCAAUGGGAUCACCUAUAGAGAGAACAUAUCACCUAUUGAGCCAACAUGUUUUUUACGCCCACGAGUUGGCGAUUUCCCAAGGGAAAAAUUGUAAAUGUAUUGUGUGACCCCAUAUCACUGAUCAGUCAUGUAACAACAGCACAAUAAGUCAUGUAUCGUGAACAGAGAUGUAUAGUAACAAAGUAAAACUACUUCACUACCAUACUUAAGUAGUAAAAUGC